UUCACCAUAUGUUUCUCUAUUGGGAUCAGCUGAGUUUGUUUUCUUUUUACAAAAAUAUAUUUGAUUUGGGUUAAUAGUUUUAUAUCGUGUUGCGUUAAGUAAUAACACUAUGGAAUUAUCUCCAGAUACACCAAUCAGAACUGUAGGAGACGGCAUGGAAAGUAAACAAGAAACACCUGACCUAAAAAAAGUGCUCAGUCAAAUAACUACCCCUUCAAUUAGUGUCUUAAACUCUAUGAAGCCAGUGAUACCACAAUCAAAAAUGGUACCAUUAAUACCAAAGUAUGCUCCAAAGGACCGUAAACUAUUGACCUCAGUAGUAACCAAACCUAAAGAAGCAAAGUUUAUCCCUUACGAGCCCUAUAAAGCGGCCGUGGAGCCCAUUAAACCCGUCAAGAUUAAAAAAAAAGUGUCCUUCAACUCCUCAGGAGUUGUAAAUACAAAUUCAAAAAAUAACAUUGAGAUUCAGGAGCUUGUCGACCAGAUGGUGGAAAUGCGCAGUUUUGAAAUGAAUUCGGCAAGACUGGCAGCCCUCACCGACGACCAGAUUAUCCCAAAACGUCAGUGGGAGAAAGAGAAAGAAUCAUAUGAAACAGAUAUCAAAAAUUUGAAAGAGACAAUUUCUCAUUUGGAAAAUCAGCUGAAAUUUCAAGCUCAGGUUAAUAGUGAGCUAAAAACCUUGUUAGUAGCCGCUGUGGGUGAAGAUUUGGAAACUAGGGUCCAGCAUUUAACCGAGGACAAACUCUCGCUUGCCAGGGCCCUGCUUAAUUCUGCCAAUCAUUUGACAACACACCAGGAGCAGACCGAGUGGUUGUCCGGUCAAUGUGAGGUGUGGAGGAGUAAAUUUUUAGCAUCUAGUCUAAUGGUAGAAGAACUUGCCAAGUGGAAAGCGGCUCUCACCAAAAGGACGAACGACUUGCAAAAUGUGAUGAAGAAAAUGUUGAAUGAAAGUUCUAAAAUCCAAAAGAGUAUGUUAAGUACAUUUGCAAACAUGAAUUCGAUCGAAACCAAUCAGGGUCGGAUCUCUUUGAAAUCGGCAGAUGUUGUAGAACUUGCUACCAGAAAUUUAGAACUCUCAGAGAGGUUGAGGGAGUUUUUGAACGCGCCCGGAGGCGAUAUCAAUUCGAAGAAAUAUGAGGGGUUGAAUAUGCAUACCCCACUGGAGCAAGUGGCCCUCAAAAUAAUUAAAAAUCCCGUGUCGAUAUCGAGUCCCCAGGAUUCGUUGUGCAGCGCCCUGCUGGAUGUCGCGAACUCGAUGUCGGGUGAGCAGAAAUACCUGCAGGUUCCUCUAAUGCAUCCUUGUUGCUCGCACUGUAGAGGCGACGUUCAGGACGUAUGACAUUUGGAAUAAAAAUUAGAUUAAGGGCAAUCAAAUUUUUAUACGCAUUUUUUUUUUAAGU
This is a messenger RNA of Cylas formicarius (sweet potato weevil), 1400 nucleotides long. Its product is annotated as golgin-45. Lineage: Eukaryota; Metazoa; Arthropoda; Insecta; Coleoptera; Brentidae. The transcript has 4 exons. Gene Ontology annotation, cellular component: Golgi membrane. The record is from RefSeq and is a predicted model, not a curated record. The coding region runs from base 110 to 1339 and encodes 409 amino acids. Gene Ontology annotation, biological process: Golgi to plasma membrane protein transport; Golgi organization.